AUGAGGACCACCACUAGCGAGCGCUUCCAGCUCUACAUCGCGAUUUCUAACGCUUCGUUAGCCCUUCUCGCAGUUCUAACCCUGCGGGUGUCGCUUUCCCGGAAGGUUUAUCUGCCAACAGGUUUUUCUCUCGAAGAGCGAGACGAACCUCAAGCAGACAAAGACCCCUUCGAUAUCACAGACAGGGAUGACUUUGUUGACGGAUUUCCAGUGCACCGAACGACGAGUUUUUGGGCACAGAUGUACCGCAGAAACUGGGCCUUUAUCUCGCUUCAGACGACCGCUGCUGGCGUCUGGUGCUAUAGCAUCCUGAACGGGUGCAUUUUGCAGACAUGCGGCCAGAAAACCCUUUGUGUGAAUGUGCUACAACUCUUUGCUGCGGCCUGCUUCCUUUCCGUCAGCGUGUACUCGACCCUUGAUGGUCCAAAGCAUCAUUCAACGUGUAUAACUCAGCUAUCUUUUGUACUGACAAUCAAGGUCCUGACUGCAGGCGUCCUUGGCAUUUUGCCAUCCUCUCACCACGGAGAUCAGUCGGCAUGGACGAUGGGGAACGCCGACGCCUGGAAUGUGGAUCUCGCAUUGGCUAUGAUAUCGUGGUUGAUUGUCACCACCAGUCCUCGCGCUCCUGCCCUUCAUUACCCCGAGGAAAAGAUCUACUCGCCAGAGUUUCUCGCCUCAGCGUCGAAAUUUCCGGAAAACAACGUGUCGGGCGAAACUGUUACUUCAUUCCUGGGCACCCUCUUUUUUACGUAUGCCACCGAUGUGUUUAUGCUCGGACGGUCAAAUCAGUUGCUCACCUUCGACAAACUCCCAAUCCUCCCUGCCAGCCUUCGAGCUGUAGUGAAUUUCUCGGAAAUGAAGCAAGCGAUGCGACUGGUUCAACUGCCCUUUGCUAGAUUUCGACGACCAGGGACCGGCUAUCAGCUAGGAUAUCGCCUUAUCAUCAUUAACUUCAAGCUUUUGGCGCUUCUGCAGUUUCUCGCAGUUCUCACAUCUGCUUUGUAUUACGGGCCGAUUGUUUUUAUUCAAGAAUUUCUUCGAUAUCUUGAACGGGAUCCUCAGCGUGCAGAUAGCUCGUGGGGCUGGUUCUACGUUGCUGGGAUCUUUAUUGCGUAUUUUGCACUGAUACUUGCUAAUGCCCAGUUAUGGUCGAUAUCUUCCAACAAUCUCAAGACAAGCAUCAGCCUCCAGCUCAACACAAUCCUUUACGCUAAGACUUUGGUUAGAAAGGAUGUACCUUCCAACUCGAAUGGGAUAGCUUUGGGCAAUUCAUCUCCCGGCAACUUUUCAAGCAAGGCAGAGGUGAUGACGUUGAUGACAGCAGACGUCAAUCGCGUUCGUGAGAUUGCGAGGCUCUCAUUUUCACUAACAGACGCUUUCAUUGGCAUCGGAAUCGCAACAUACAUGCUCUAUGACUUAAUGGGGUCUUCUGCCUUCGUUGCCUUGGGUGUCGCCUCGUUGUUGGCUCCAAUGAACCACAUCGCAGGCCGGUUGGUGUUUGUAUAUCAAGAGAGCGUUAUGAAAUGCCGAGAUGAGCGUGUCGGACUCACAAAUGAGCUUCUUGGUGCUAUUCGAAUGAUCAAGUUUAUGGCCCGGGAACGAAGCUUUGAGAAAAGAGUUCUUGACGUCAGAUCUCGCGAGCUGACGUUUCAGAAGCGUAUCUUCUGGCUUACGACAUUGUGGACGUCUCUGGGGAACGCAAUUUCAUUAUUAAUUGGGGUGGCGUGUUUUGCCCAUUUUUCAAUCGUUCGAGGUGAAGAACUGACCCCGGCAAUUGCUUUUACGUCUAUCGUUAUUUUUGCGGAAUUGAGGUAUCCUCUUACUGAGCUUCCGGAGUUCUUCAUUGAGGCCGUGCAGGCUUUCGUUUCCUUGCGCCGAAUUGAGGGUUAUCUCAACCUGGCCGAUGUUCAACCUCUCCGAAAACCUGUCAACCCAAGAGAUGACUCCCGCGUCUCUUUACGUAAUGCCACGAUUUCCUGGCCACAAAUUUGCUCAACUGCUGAUGGCGAAGAGCAAUCGUAUUCUUCACGAAGAGGGCUGUUUUCUCUCGUCGAUGUCACCACAACCUUCCCUCGAGAUGAGAUCUCUUUGAUUUGCGGAAAGAUUGGUUCAGGCAAGACCCUUCUCCUCUUAGGUCUCCUGGGAGAGGCUGAUGUUAUGUCCGGCGAAGUCUCUUGCCCACGUUCAGCACCCAAUUCGCAUGACAUCCUAGCGCAAGUAGACAAGAUGGAUAAUUGGAUCCUGGAUGGGGCGUGUGCAUAUGUCCCACAGACACCCUGGCUCAGAAAUCGAAGUCUGAAAGAGAACAUCCUGUUUUCUCUUCCAUAUGAUGCUGAGCGCUAUUCGGCCGUGCUUCGGGCCUGUGCAUUAAUUCAAGAUAUUGAAAUGUUGGAAGCAGGCGACGAGACGGACAUUGGCGAGCAAGGGGUCAACUUGUCUGGUGGUCAAAAGGCUCGAGUGUCUCUCGCACGUGCCGUUUAUUCCAGGGCUUCAAUCUUACUACUCGACGAUGUUCUUUCCGCAGUCGACACCCACACUGCCGGGCAUCUCUGGAACGAAUGCUUCAAAGGCAACCUCAUCCGUGGCCGCACUGUCAUCCUCGUUUCACAUCACAUCCAGCUAUGUGGCCCAGAUACGAAGCACAUUUUAGCUCUCGAGAAUGGGCGAGUGCAAUAUUCCGGCUCCUGGAAUGGCUUCAAAGGGUCUAGCAUAAUGAAAACAGUUGUCAAUUAUACUCAAACCCAGGAUACAACCUUGACCGACAGUAUGGAAGAUGGCGCAAUAUCCCUUGCAAGGGACAAACUCAUCGAUCCUCCGCAUCCAAAUUCUGAGAAUGGCUCGGAAAUAAAGACACGAAAGCCCAGGAAGGAGGAAAAUCGGUUUGAGGGCCAUGUAUCCAAGACUGUGUGGUUGCUCUAUGCCCGAUCAAACGGGGGUUUGUUGUUUUGGUUGUCCUUCUGGAUCGUGUUGAUUCUUGGCUCGCUGUCGCCUGUUUGGGAGAAUGGCUGGCUGAGGAUUUGGUCAUCAGCACCAGAGACGUCGCGGAAGCCUGGUUUCUAUGUGGGCAUCUACGCUGCACUUGUUUUCUUGGAAAUAUUCAUCCGGGUUCUUGGCUGGUUACUCAUAUUCAGCGGUGCCAUUCGUGCCUCAAAAUCUUUGUACGAGAGGCUGCUAGAAGUUGUGCUUUUCGCAAGUCUCCGAUUUCACGAUACUACUUCUCGGGGAUGGCUCCUAAAUCGCGUCGGAAAAGAUUUCGAAGCUGUUGAUAACGACCUCCCAAAGGAACUUGGCCGAGUGCUCAUUAUUGGGUUGUCCCUGAUGGUGACGAUGUCAAGUCUGACAUUUGUUGGUGGAUGGCCGUUUCUGGCUACUGCCUCUGCAUUGUUCGGUGUGGCAUAUUUCGUUGGUCAGAUCUUUGGACAUGUAGCACGGGACCUCAGAAGACUCUCAUCUAUUACCAGCUCUCCUCUCUUUGCAUUGUACGGAGAAAGCAUUUCGGGGCUGACCGUCAUCCGUGCCUUUGGUAUGUCUACAAAAUUCCUGAGAGAUAUGAUUAUUUGUGCGGAUACGAAUAUGAACCCAUACUACUGGUCUGCUGGGUUACACCGCUGGCUUACUGUCCGCUUCCAACUCGGAACGGCGGUCUUGAUCGGUCUUAUUGCAGCAAUCUCUCUUGUAACGCCUUCAGUCGAUGCAUCUUUGGCCGGUCUGGCACUGGCGUUUGCGUCCACGCUGAGCCUCGAGUUAUAUUGGUUUGUCCGGCGCUCCGUUGAAGUUCAGCAGCACAUGAUUUCGUUGGAGCGCAUCAAAGAAUACUCAGACUUGCCAGCUGAACCUGCUGAAUUCAUUGAGCCACGACCGGCAGCUGUCUGGCCAAUGAGUGGAUUCAUCCAAUGCGAGAAUCUAACAGUUAGAUACGCCCCCGAGUUGCCGGACGUUCUUCAUCACUUGACCUUUUCAAUUCAACCUGGAGAGAAAAUCGGCCUCGUAGGUCGCACGGGUUCAGGGAAGAGCACUGUUGGGCUUUCCUUGAUGCGAUUCGUGGAGGCAAGAGAAGGCCGAGUACUGAUAGACGGGGUUGACAUCUCACACAUCGGCGUGACGGAUCUUAGGAGACGAUUGACCGUUGUACCCCAGGACCCAGUUCUGCUGAGUGGUACCCUUCGCACGACGCUUGACGUUUUCGGGGAGUACGACGACGCUGAUAUAUACGACGCCCUUCGACGUGUAAACCUGAUUGGCCCCCACGAAACUCAGGCUUCCUCAAGGCUUGGUUCUCGGGACAGCAAUGUCUUUGCCAACUUGGAUGGUCCUGUCUCGGAAUUAGGGGACAACUUCUCCACAGGAGAAAAACAACUUCUUUGCUUAGCAAGAGCACUGCUUCGCCGGUCGAAAGUGUUGAUCAUGGAUGAGGCCACAGCAAGUGUUGAUUAUGUGACAGACGAAAUCAUCAGCAAGACGAUCCGAGAAGAGUUCAGCGACAGUACCAUCAUCACAAUAGCUCAUCGACUGCGUACCGUGGUUGAUUAUGACAAAAUUAUGGUCAUGGAAGAAGGCAACAUCGUCGAAUUCGAUAGACCAGAAGUGCUCCUUCAAGACCAGCACUCAAGAUUUCACCAACUCUGCAAGGCAUCUGGAUUGGAAGAAUUUGCAAAUUUGAAGUCGAUGGUGGGGACGAUUUCCAAGGAAAAUAGAUCCCUUCUUGAGGAUAAAUAA
Messenger RNA from Cyclocybe aegerita, 4716 nucleotides. The record is from the annotation of a GenBank genome assembly. NCBI's taxonomy places the organism in Eukaryota, Fungi, Basidiomycota, Agaricomycetes, Agaricales, Hemipholiotaceae.